This is a messenger RNA of Populus nigra (black poplar), 501 nucleotides long. RefSeq names its product histone H4. The transcript has a single exon. Gene Ontology annotation, biological process: nucleosome assembly. Bases 54 to 365 code for a protein of 103 amino acids. The record is from RefSeq and is a predicted model, not a curated record. Gene Ontology annotation, cellular component: nucleosome. Lineage: Eukaryota; Viridiplantae; Streptophyta; Magnoliopsida; Malpighiales; Salicaceae. Gene Ontology annotation, molecular function: DNA binding; structural constituent of chromatin; protein heterodimerization activity.
UUCCCAGAUAAAAAAAAAUCAAGAAAUCUAGAGUGAAAAGAGGAGAGGAAAAAAUGUCAGGGAGAGGCAAAGGAGGAAAGGGACUGGGAAAGGGAGGAGCCAAGAGGCAUCGCAAGGUACUUCGAGAUAACAUUCAGGGCAUCACCAAGCCUGCGAUUCGUCGACUGGCUAGGCGUGGUGGAGUCAAGCGUAUCAGUGGGCUUAUCUAUGAAGAAACCAGAGGUGUCCUCAAGAUCUUCCUGGAGAAUGUGAUUCGUGAUGCAGUCACCUACACAGAGCAUGCUCGCCGCAAGACAGUGACUGCAAUGGAUGUUGUAUAUGCUUUGAAGAGACAGGGCCGUACUUUAUAUGGUUUUGGUGGUUGAUUUAGUGAUUCAUGUACUGGGCUGAUUGGGUUUUAGGUCUUUUAGAUUUGGGUUGUGGAUAGCUGUAUCUCUUGCUACCCAAGUGUCUUGUAUCUAUGUUUUAAUGCUUGAAUGAAUGGCUCUAAAUUUGUGUUUC